Messenger RNA from Lotus japonicus, 2580 nucleotides. RefSeq names its product probable sulfate transporter 3.4. The transcript is spliced from 13 exons. NCBI's taxonomy places the organism in Eukaryota, Viridiplantae, Streptophyta, Magnoliopsida, Fabales, Fabaceae. Gene Ontology annotation, cellular component: membrane. The record is from RefSeq and is a predicted model, not a curated record. Gene Ontology annotation, biological process: transmembrane transport. Gene Ontology annotation, molecular function: secondary active sulfate transmembrane transporter activity. The coding region runs from base 76 to 2043 and encodes 655 amino acids.
CUACGCAGAUCCUCUUCAUCACAGAAAACCAAGUGAGCUCUUCUACUCUUCGCGUCUCAACUCUCCACUGCAACAAUGGGUGUGAGCACCAAUGGCAAUAGAGUUGACUCCUUCACCACCACCAUCAAAUUCCAAGCUGAGAUAGCAAUGCCGCCGUUGGAAAUCCACAAGGUUCGCCUGCCACCGGAGCGCACCACCCUGCAGAAACUCCGGCACAGGCUCUCUGAGAUCUUCUUCCCUGAUGAUCCACUUCACAGGUUCAAGAACCAAACAUGGCUCAUGAAGAUUUACCUUGGGCUUCAGUACUUGUUCCCCAUUUUCCAAUGGGCCCCUGAGUACCACCCUACCCUCCUCCGCUCCGACAUCAUCUCCGGUCUCACCAUUGCCAGCCUCGCCAUUCCUCAGGGAAUCAGUUAUGCAAAGCUUGCAAACUUGCCUCCUAUUAUUGGAUUAUAUUCAAGUUUUGUGCCUGCUUUGAUAUAUUCCCUGCUUGGAAGUUCAAGACAUCUUGCUGUUGGUCCUGUUUCCAUUGCAUCUUUGGUGAUGGGAUCAAUGUUAAGCGAAUCAGUUUCUUAUAACCAAGAUCCAAUUCUGUAUCUGAAAUUGGCUUUCACUGCCACUUUCUUUGCUGGUUUAUUCCAAUCUUCUCUGGGUAUACUAAGGUUAGGCUUUGUAAUUGAUUUUCUCUCAAAGGCAACACUAGUGGGUUUCAUGGCUGGUGCAGCGAUCAUUGUGUCACUACAACAACUCAAAGGGUUGCUUGGAAUAGUUCACUUCACCGGCAAGAUGCAAAUAAUACCCGUAAUGGUCUCUGUUUUCAAGCAUAGGGACGAGUGGUCAUGGCAUACCAUUUUAUUGGGAAUCAGCUUCCUGGCCUUCCUGCUUAUAGCAAGGCAAAUUAGCUUGAGGAAGCCAAAAUUGUUCUGGGUUUCAGCAGCUGCCCCAUUGGCUUCAGUUAUUCUGUCUACCAUUUUAGUCUCUUGUUUGAGAAAUAAGACCCAUACAAUUGCAAUUAUUGGUGAACUGCCAAAGGGACUUAAUCCACCAUCAUCAAACAUGUUAUACUUCAAUGGUCCUUAUUUGGCCCUCGCUAUCAAAACCGGACUUGUCACUGGGAUCUUGUCUCUCACUGAAGGAAUUGCUGUAGGAAGAACAUUUGCUGCACUUAGAAACUACCAAGUAGAUGGAAACAAAGAAAUGAUAGCCAUUGGUGUUAUGAACAUAGCUGGCUCUUGCUCUUCAUGCUAUGUCACAACAGGAUCCUUUUCACGAUCAGCGGUUAACUAUAAUGCCGGAGCACGGACAGCAGUCUCUAAUAUUAUCAUGGCUUCAGCAGUUCUUGUGACCCUUUUGUUUCUCAUGCCUCUGUUCUAUUACACUCCAAAUGUUGUGUUAGCAGCCAUUAUCAUCACUGCUGUUAUAGGGCUAAUAGAUUAUCAAGCUGCCUAUAAAUUGUGGAAGGUUGACAAGCUUGAUUUCUUGGCCUGCUUGUGCUCCUUCUUUGGGGUUCUGUUCAUUUCAGUGCCUUUAGGCCUUGGAAUCGCGGUGGCAAUAUCAGUCUUCAAGAUCCUGCUUCAUGUCUCGCGGCCAAACACACUGGUUUUGGGGAAUAUACCAGGGACAACGAUAUUCCACAACCUUAACCAGUAUAGAGAAGCUUUGAGGAUGCCUUCAUUUCUCAUUUUGGCGGUUGAGUCUCCAAUCUACUUUGCUAAUGCAACUUACCUGCAAGAAAGGAUAUUGAGAUGGGUUCGCGAAGAGGAAGAACGUGUAGAAGCAAACAAAGAAAGUACAUUGAGGUGCAUAAUUUUAGACAUGACAGCUGUUACUGCCAUAGACACAAGUGGGAUAGACACUUUAUGUGAACUUAGAAGGAUGCUGGACAAAAGAUCACUUCAGCUUGUGUUGGCAAAUCCUGUUGGAAAUGUGAUAGAAAAGUUACACCACUCAAACAUUUUGGAUUCCUUUGGGUUGAAAGGAGUCUAUCUCACAGUGGGAGAAGCUGUGGCUGACAUUUCAUCCCACUGGAAAGCUCAAGCUUAAUUUCCACAGAUGAAUCUCAAGGACAAAGGGAGAUCACGGCUUCUAACUUUCACCACAAAACUAACAUUGGAAGUUUUUCGCCAACCUGCUGAGUACUUUGUUUUAGUAAAAAAAAAAAAACCUUGAAAAUCAGGGUGUUUCAUAUCUCAGGAUGUUAUUUUUAUGUCUUCUGUUACUUUUGUCCAAUUUUGGCUUUUGUUAGAGAAAAAGAGCAUCCAAGCUUGAAAUAUGGUGACGAUGACUUUAUUCUGUGGACAUUAAGGAUAAGUAUGAAUAUAUUUAUUUUAAGAACAAAGAAAGAAUUCAAGACGAGUGUUUGACUCUUCUUUUGCACAACUUUACAUCACCAAAUUGUGCACAUUUUCCGAUCAUUUUUAUGCCUUUAUUUUCAAAAUUUCAAGCUCAUAUUAUGCCACUUUCAUCAAUAGAACUAGCACAAGCACAUACUAUUGGAGAACGCCAUCGUUAGAAGCAGCGUUUCUAAUGCCUAAAGUGUAAAUCAUGCAAGUUCUCUUGUAACUUAAACAAGGUUAAUAA